Messenger RNA from Acanthochromis polyacanthus (spiny chromis), 5711 nucleotides. It is a transcript of the gene rbfox1, whose product is annotated as RNA binding fox-1 homolog 1. The coding region runs from base 142 to 1374 and encodes 410 amino acids. The transcript is spliced from 12 exons. Gene Ontology annotation, biological process: nervous system development; regulation of alternative mRNA splicing, via spliceosome. Gene Ontology annotation, cellular component: nucleus; cytoplasm. The record is from RefSeq and is a predicted model, not a curated record. NCBI's taxonomy places the organism in Eukaryota, Metazoa, Chordata, Actinopteri, Pomacentridae. Gene Ontology annotation, molecular function: mRNA binding.
CAUCCAUCCUGCCUGCUCUCUCUCUCUCUCUCUCUCUCUCUCUCUCUCUCUCUCUCUCUCCCUCUCCACCUCGCCGCUUCAGACAGGCUUGUGCGUUUGUCGGGGUUGAGGGGGUUUGAGUUGUCAGCUCGAGGAGGGAACAUGCAGCAUCCCGGAGGAACAUGCGUGGCGUUACCCAACGUGGAUGCCUGCCCUCAGCUGUCCUGCGCAGCCCUUACCUUUAUGUAUUUACAGCAGGGUAACCAGGACACACCAGCACCCCCGGACCCAUCCAUGGCACAGGCUUACCAAUCAGCCCAGUUUGCCCCCCCUCCCCAGAACGGCAUCCCAGCUGAAUUCACAGCUUCACAUCCCCAUCCGCAUCCACACUCCCACACACAUCCACAUCAGCACCCAGCAGCACCACAGGACUACUCUGCAGUCCAGGCCUCCGUCAGCGAGCAUCCACUCAACAUGUACCAGUCCUCACAAAGCCACAGCGAGCAAAGUGGGUCAGACUCCGGCAGUCAGACAGUCACCGGCACAGCCACAACAGAUGAUGCUGCGCAGACAGACAGUCAGACGCCAACACAGACUGUACCCGAAAGCACAGACAGCAAGACCCAACCCAAGAGACUUCAUGUCUCCAACAUCCCCUUCAGGUUCAGAGACCCAGACCUCAGGCAAAUGUUUGGCCAAUUUGGCAAAAUCUUAGAUGUGGAAAUCAUCUUCAACGAGCGCGGUUCUAAGGGUUUCGGGUUCGUAACGUUCGAGCAUAGCGUGGAUGCCGACAGGGCAAGAGAGAAAUUACAUGGCACCGUGGUAGAAGGCCGUAAAAUAGAGGUCAACAAUGCAACAGCCCGAGUAAUGACAAAUAAGAAGACUGUCAACCCAUAUGCAAAUGGCUGGAAGUUAAAUCCAGUGGUCAGCGCUGUCUAUAGCCCAGAAUUCUAUGCAGUACCAGGUUUUCCCUACCCAGCAGCCAGUGCAGCAGCAGCGUACAGAGGAGCCCACCUACGAGGUCGAGGACGGACCGUGUACAACACAUUCAGGGCGGCUGCUCCGCCUCCACACAUCCCGGCAUAUGGAGGUGUUGUUUACCAGGAUGGAUUUUAUGGUGCAGAUAUUUAUGGUGGUUACGCUGCCUACAGAUAUGCCCAACCUACUGCUGCCACAGCUGCUGCAUACAGCGACAGUUAUGGACGAGUAUAUGCUGCUGACCCCUACAACCACACACUCACUCCAGCAGCCACAUACAGCGUUGGUGCCAUGAACGCGUUCGCCCCGCUGACAGAUGCCAAAACUCGGAGCCAUGCUGACGACGUGGGGCUGGUGCUGUCCUCUCUCCAGGCCAGUAUAUACCGGGGAGGUUACAGCCGCUUCGCACCCUAUUAGCGACACCUCCAACACCUAUACUCAACCUUCCAACAGGACAGAAAGGAAAAUGCGUGCGUGCGUGAAUGUGUGAGCGAAUGACGACGACGGACGACGAAAGAAAGAACGAGGAAAGAUGUUACUGAGGCCUGGGUAUUGCAAUACAUGCAGUUUGUGCAUCAUUUCAGCAUCUCCUAAGAGAGAAGUACAAAAUAAAAAUCAAAAAAGUAAAAAAGAAGAAGAAAAUGACAGCUGAUAUUUUUCAUCUUAUACCUCAGAUAUUUUGUGCUGUGUAUUUUGAUAUUGUGGGUUUUUAAUUUCUAAAGAUUUAAACAUAGUUUAUUAGCUGUAGAGGUUUUUUCCAUGGUACUAAUAGAGAGCUGCUAGAGUAAUGAUUAGGACACAAAGGAAAUAUUUAUCAAAGUCAUAUUGUUGGGGGCUUGUAUAGAACUCCAAUCCUGUAAGAUAAGUCAUAGUCACACUUUGGGGUUUUUAUGUUUUGUAAGAGUGUUAAAGUGGCUAUGCUACUCAAGUGUUGUUGUUGUUUUUUUUGUUUUCAUUUUUUGUUCUGAGCCCUCUUUGACACUACUUUCGCUGUCAAAUUAGCAGCAGUAGAUUUUUUUUUUAUCUAUUUAUUUCUUUUCCCGUUUGGUUUGGGAGGAAGUGAAGAAGCCUUGGAAUCAUGAACACUGAACAAAAGGCUGGAUUGGUAAGUCGGAAAAGCUGAGAGCAGCAUGAUUGCUAUGUUUUAAUCCCACCGUCUUGAAAUAACAACUCUAUCUGGAGAACAAACUGUUUCCUUGUGAAUGCAACUUUUACUGUGCUGUACAUGCUCACUGUUGGUUUAACAAACCGAGAUAUUGGUCCUUUCUCAAGACAAAAUCCUAUGUAGCGUCUGCGCACUCUGAAAUUAACAUGCAUUGUAGCCCAGUUUGGUGUGCUUUUGCUUUGCAUUCACCGAGAAAGAAGUUUUUUUUUCCGUUGUUGUAUAACAAUUCACCAGAAUGCGGGAAAUUAAGUGCUUGAUUUUCAAUUUCAAUUUUCAAAUUAAAUCCCAUGACCUCUAGCUUAUUCAGCAAACAUGUAUAAAAAUAAAUAAAAUGACACAUUAUGUAUAUAUUAAAAAUGCAUUUUUUUUAUCAGAAUUUACAAUUUCAUAUCCUAUAUUGGCAUGAAUAUAUUAACAAUGUUGCCAAGGCAUUGACAAUGUUGUAAUAAUAAUAAAAAAAGACAGAAAACUAAAUACAUAACACAUGAUUUUAAAAAUAAAGAAGCAGAAUGAUAAAAAGAAACAAAAGAAUGGAAACUUUGCUUGUCAUAAUUUCAGAAUGGGAGCAUUACCCAGCUAACAUUAAACAUCCAUCAUCAUUUUUCUACUAAAUCAGGUUGAAUUGUCAAAGACUGGAAUACCAACUGAGCAAAGCAGGCGACUGCCACUGGUACCCUCCAAAGGACUUUUUAUAACAGCACAUUCCAAUGACACAGCAAGGGGCAAGUCAUGUCUUCACUGAUCACUUAAUGGUGAUCAAGCAUUGCUUUGUUUAGCUCAUGUUAAUACACACAGUUGCUUGUUGCACAUAUCAGUCCCUCCAGGAUUUCCGGGCAUUUUUCGAGAUUGUUGCGGCCUAAAAUGCCUGAAUUCGUAUGAUCUGUCAUCCGCUCAUUUCAGCCAUUCUCCUUAUAUGUUUGUUUUAGAAAAGUGUUUCUCAAUUGAUGAUAAUUUUUCUUUUACAUUCCACCACAAUAUUGCACGGGGGGGCAAACAGUUUGCCUCCGCUUUCAUGAAGAGCAUCAGGGAAUUGCUUUGCAUGGGCUUCAGCAAUCAUUUUUGUUGGUAAAUGAGAGACAUCUUCAAACCAUAAACAAGGAAGUGAAUCCGGCGUCGUGCUUGCAUUGCAUUUGCGCUGGGGACCGCUAUGAUUGGUGGAACUCAUGGGAGGUGGGCCAGAAUUGCAAAAAAGCUGUGGUGAUUGGACAAAAUUGCAAGGUCACGCAAAGUUCGCGGAGAUUGGUUGAAUUUGUGUGGACUGGUGCGAUCACAACAUCGAGAAUUCGUGGAGGGACUGACAUAUAUUACACUCAACACCAAACUUAGCUGUUAGCAUCCAGCAAAAACCCAUAUACCCAACAACCGGCAACAGCAGUUCCGAUGGCUACAUUGCUUGGACAAGCUAACGUAAUUCGUCACAAUUACAAGAUAAACACCCGUAAUUACACAAUGCUGAUCCAUUACCACGUCAUGAGGUCUUUUUUCCAUUGGUGAAUACAGUGCAUUUUGGUAAUAAAAGUUUGUUCUUUUCAUAAUAACAAAAUGUUGUUUCUGUAAUGAUGGCAUUUUCUCAAGAUCUCAUCAUUUCUAAUGACCCUGAAAUUACAGAGUGAUUAAGUCAUGAUCUGUAAUAUAAAUAACAUUGCAACAGUUAGUAGCAAACACAGCUGCUCACAGCUUUCAUGGAGGACAAAAGUGAAGUUUGGUUUUCUUUUCUUUUCAGUAAAGAGGGUGUCAUUAUUCAGCCUGAAGAUUUAUUGACCAACAUAAUUUGGGUAUAUCUUAGAUCACUUUAAGCCAAAGGUGUUUGGUGGACGUAUCUGGCGUGUUUACUUGUAUAGCCAAGAUUCUACAUAGAAAUAUGACAUAUGGGGGGGGGGGAGAAGAAAGGAUUGUCAUGAAGACUGUUCCACCAUUUGAUCGCUUAGCUCACAAGAAUUAGGUCCACCUAACAAAAAAACAAAAAAUGAAACUAUUUUUAAUUCAUUGCAGAAUUUUGAAGAGAACAUCAUGAAAGUUCAACUUUAAUCACAGAAUUCUGAUUUAGAAUUUCAAGAUGAAAUGUCUUGUGGCACUAAUCCUCUGAGUGGUUUUGGCCAUUCGCUUAGAUUUUUUUAUAUGAACUUCCAAUAUAUUCAUUGCUGUAAUUGAUGAUUUUUAUAUUAUGGGACAAAUUUAAAAGAUGUAUAUAGCAGUAGCUUGAGCUGCUGCGUCUAUUUUAUGCUUAUGUUCAUUUUGUUGGGCCUUAUUUUUUGUUUCUUUUCUUCUUUCAUAAUUAAAAUUGAAGGGGAAAGGUAGGGGGGUUAAAGUAUAAUAAUCCAACAAUGUAUUAUAUUUGAACUGUGCAGUGAAGAUGUUCUCUUAUAUGAAACACACAAUGGUAUAAUGUUUUAGAUUUAGAAGAUUAGAUUAGUUGUUAGGGUGAGCUAUCUCAUUUUUUAUCAAAUCAUAUUCUGAUUUUUAUUAAAUCUUUACAAAUAAUGUAAUCACAAUGUAGAUACUGUCAUUCCACUAUAUUAUAUACAUAUGAAGAGUUCAUUUGCAAAAACAGAUAACUCCGUUUUGAUAAAUUUUCAGAAAACGUUUUAUUUUAUUGUUUACUUGAGAUAAUAUCAAUCAAACUGAAGUGGAGUGAAUUUGACUCAGUUGAAAAAUACAUGACAAAAUAGAGAAAAAAUAAAUUAUUAGUGUUAUUAUUAAUAUUACCUCAAGAAAACAAUAAAAAUUAGGUUUCUGAAAAUUUAUAAAACGGAGUUACCUGUUGUUGCAAAUGAACUCUUCAUAUAUAUAUAUAUACAUACAUAUAUACAAAGUUUUGUUUUGUUUGUCAACUGUACUAUUUUGCACAUGCAACUUGUAAUUUUCACUUAAAGCUGAGACAUAUCAGUGUUGUAACUGAACUGUAAUUUUUCUUUUUUUUUUUUUUUCCUUUCCAAAUCGGUUGUACUGUUUCUGAUUCUUUGUCCGUCCUCUCAUGGCAUCCUUUCUAGACUAUUCUUUAUGUUAUUUUCUAGAAGUCAACCUUUAAUCUUUGAAAAUUAACUGUUUGAAUAUUACAAUACUAAAUAAAUAUGAGGACAUAAAUGAUUUGUGAACAGGCUAAUCUAUGAUGUAAAUACAAGUUAAUCUAAUAAAUCGGUGGUGUACUUGAAAAGCACUACAUGGGCGACAGGAGAGCUGCAUUGCAAGCCAGCCUACAGGCAUCUCCUGUGCCACAUUCUGUUUACAACUACUCCCAAUUAGUAGUGUCAUUACAUAUCUCCCUUUUUGUAUUUAUAACAAAUUAGAUAGGAAAAAAAAAAAGUCUCAAAUGCAUCACAUUAUGAAAACGGCAGCAGUGAGAACUUCGGGGCCUCUUCGCCCCGCCUGUUCAAACCUUUGUGUGCUGUGUGUGAGGACUGCUGAUCAGAAAUUGGAUGGCUUGUAGCCCUCACUAUGCUGAAUGUCUGCCUCCGCAACUACUUUAUACAAGCUCUGCUUCCAGUAGGUGUUGUGGUUCAAAACAAGGCUUCCUACCCAGUCAUUGUAUGUGCAUGUACUAUGGUUCUUCCACUAAUCAAUAACCAUUAAUAAAGUUUUGUUUUCUCAA